UUCUUCCAUUCUAUUCUGUGUCUGCCUUGCUCUCUUCCCCUUCUUCUUCUCCUUCUUCUUCUUAGUGACUGAGACCAAUGACGAGGAAGGUCUCCAAUUUCUCGGAUCUGAUCCAACGGGUCACCGCGUCUUGCUUGCUCCACCCUCUCGCCGAUACCCGCUACGACUCUUCCUGUGAGAAGGACGAUAAGUUCCUCUACGAAUCUGAACCCAACAAGGACGCCGAUGAUGAUGAGGAAGACGAAGAGGACGGCGAAGAAGAUGAAGAAGACGAAAUCGACGACUAUGACGAAGGAAAGAUGGUCAGUCUCAAGGCAUUGGGGGAGAAGAAGGUCAAGCAGAUGGAGUCGCUAUUGGAGGAGGUGUUCGAAGCCGUAUCGACGAUGAAGAGAGCGUAUGUGAGCUUGCAGGGGGCACAUUGCCCGUGGGACCCGGAGAAGAUGAGGGUUGCUGACGUGGCGGUGGUGGCGGAGCUGCGGAAGCUCGGGGUGCUUCGUGAGAAGUUCCGGCGGCGGCAGGGAGUCGACGAUAAGGGUAGGAGGAGGAAAGUACGGCGGAGGCCGACGGCAUCUCUGAAGGAGGUGGUGGCGCCGUACGAGGCGGUGGUGGAGGAGCUAAAAAGAGAAGUGAAGGCUAAGGAUUUAGAGGUUCAUAGUCUGAAAGAGAAGCUCGAUAAUGUGGUUACUCUCUCGAGCAAUGGUGGUGGAGGUAAUGGAAAGAAGGUUGGGAGAUCUCAGUCUAGAAGGAAGCUUGGAAUCAGUCAGAUCCAAGCAAUUGCAGCAGCCCCAUCUCCAGAACUCUUUGAAACAGCGAUGUUGCAAGUAAGAGAAGCAUCGAAGUCCUUCACAUCUCUUCUACUCUCUCUAAUGCACAAUGCACACUGGGAUAUUACAGCUGCUGUCCGAUCCAUUGAAUCAGCCACAGCUACUGCCACUGCCACUAAAGACAAUUACAAUCCCUCAGCCAUCACCAUUGCCGGCUCCAUUGUCUCAGCUCACCAUGCGAAGUAUGCUCUAGAAUCGUAUAUUUCCCGGAAAUUCUUCCAAGGUUUCGACCACGAAACUUUCUACAUGGAUGGAAGUCUCUCCUCCCUCCUCAACCCAGAUCAAUUCCGGCGCGAUUGCUUCACGCAGUAUCAUGACAUGAAGUCUAUGGAUCCUACUGAGCUCCUUGGGAUCUUACCAUCAUGUCACUUUGGCAAAUUCUGCUCCCAGAAGUACCUUGCCAUUGUUCACCCCAAGAUGGAGGAGUCUUUGUUUGGGAAUUUGGAGCAACACCGGCAGGUAUCAACUGGGAGCCAUCCCAGGAGUCAGUUUUAUAAUGAGUUCUUAGGGGUGGCCAAGGCUGUUUGGUUGCUUCAUUUGCUCGCAUUCUCACUCAACCCUGCACCAAGUCAGUUUGAGGCAAGUCGUGGUGCCGAAUUUCAUCCACAGUAUAUGGAGAGCGUGGUGAGAUUUUCCGGCGGGCGAGUGCCGGCUGGUCAGAUCGUGGGCUUCCCAGUUAGCCCGGGAUUUAAGCUUGGAAAUGGAUCUGUGGUCAAGGCUAGAGUCUAUUUGAUUGCUAGAGCAUGAGGUCUUCUAUGUAGGAAUCGUGUUUCACGAGCUAAUGAAAUGAUAAAGAUAUCUGCCUUAUAGGGUUGCUAGAUUGCUUAUGUAAUACCAGAACCAUGAGGUUAUGUUACUGAUUUAACGGUGAAUUAACUUAAAACUGCUCAGCCAUGGCAUCUGAUUUUGAAUCUAAUUAAUAAAGAGGCUAUGAAGUAGUUGUUCCUGAAAA
Molecule: messenger RNA, 1776 nt
Organism: Neltuma alba
Lineage: Eukaryota; Viridiplantae; Streptophyta; Magnoliopsida; Fabales; Fabaceae
Product: protein GRAVITROPIC IN THE LIGHT 1
Exons: 2
Coding region: 78-1571 (497 amino acids)
Biological process (GO): response to red or far red light; negative gravitropism
Source: RefSeq, a predicted model, not a curated record